CUAAAAUUGGAAGCUUUGCGUAAGUAUCAGAUCUUAGGGGAAGGUAAUUUUGGGCAGGUCUGGCUCGUAACUGAAAGUGAAUCGAGUUCUACACCGUAUGCACUCAAAAUCCAAGCGAAGUUUGAACUUAUUGAAGGAGGACAGGCCGAUACAGUCCUUCGUGAAAAGGAAAUAAUGUCACAAGUUCGUCACCCAUUCAUCUCGAACCUCGUCAAAACGCAUCAGGACACUGACUUUCUAUACAUGCUUCUGGACUAUGCACAAGGAGGAGAGCUCUUCAAUGCUAUCCACGCCGAUGACCAUGAUGGCUUACCUGAGGAAAAUUGCCAAUUUUACGCUUGCGUUAUUGCGGAGGCUCUCGCUUAUAUGCAUCGCAGGUUCAUCGCCUUUCGAGACCUUAAACCUGAAAACGUGGUAAUCGACAAAUCCGGUUAUCCAGUACUGAUUGAUUUUGGAUAUGCUAAAUACAUUCCGGAAAAAUCGUUUACUCUCUGUGGCACACCUAACUAUUUGUCGCCGGAGAUGAUCACGAGUCGUGGACACAGCUGUUCGGUUGAUCACUGGGCACUAGGAGUUAUCACGUAUGAAGCCCUAACAGGUUUGAAUCCUUUCUUCGAGGAAGGAAUGGACCAGACAACGCUGUACAAGUCCAUCGUACAAGAUCACUACCCAUACCCUGACGAAGCAAGCGCAAUAGCUGCAGAUUUCAUCGAAAAGCUGCUCAUUAAAGACCCCAACCAGCGGCUAGGGUCACUAGCUGGAGGAGAGGACGACUUGUUUGCGCAUGAAUGGCUGGAACGCUUCGACCUUGAACGACUUCGAAAGCGCGAGCUAGUUGCUCCCUGGGUGCCAGAAUGCAGAGAUGCGCUAGAUACAAGCAAUUUUGCGGAUUGGAGUGAU
Phaeodactylum tricornutum CCAP 1055/1 is the source of this 900-nucleotide messenger RNA. RefSeq lists its product with no specific name. Gene Ontology annotation, molecular function: cAMP-dependent protein kinase activity; ATP binding. The transcript is spliced from 2 exons. The annotation marks the transcript as partial. The record is from RefSeq and is a predicted model, not a curated record. Gene Ontology annotation, cellular component: cAMP-dependent protein kinase complex. NCBI's taxonomy places the organism in Eukaryota, Bacillariophyta, Bacillariophyceae, Surirellales, Neidiaceae. Gene Ontology annotation, biological process: peptidyl-serine phosphorylation; signal transduction.